Mangifera indica (mango) is the source of this 4018-nucleotide messenger RNA. RefSeq names its product pentatricopeptide repeat-containing protein At4g21065-like. The transcript is spliced from 2 exons. Gene Ontology annotation, biological process: RNA modification. The coding region runs from base 902 to 2683 and encodes 593 amino acids. The record is from RefSeq and is a predicted model, not a curated record. NCBI's taxonomy places the organism in Eukaryota, Viridiplantae, Streptophyta, Magnoliopsida, Sapindales, Anacardiaceae. Gene Ontology annotation, molecular function: protein binding; RNA binding; zinc ion binding.
UUGGGUGAAUGUUAGGUUUGUGGCAUGGCAUUGCUUUAAUUUAUGCAGAGUCGGUGCAGGAGUGAACACAUGUUAUUUCUUUUUUGGGGGAACUGCAACUAUGUUAAUUACAUUGCUUGAAGAGAUUUGUACUGCCGUGUGCCAUUCUGAAAGGACCAAGAAGUUGCAUUUCUUUUCUUGUUAUGAAGGUCAAGGUCUAUCCUGCUGUCUUUACCUAACACAAUGAUGAUAGACUACCAGAUAUUCAGAUCAGACUCCUACCACCAUGAAUUCUAACGGCAUUCUUCUGGUAAGUAAUUACAGUUGAAAUCGACAAAUUUGACUCACUUGUUUACUGCCAGUGAAGCUUAGGUACCCACUUCUUUCAGUUAGUCCACAAAAGAAGCUUGACCUUCUAUUUUACUAUUACCAAACUGACUCUUUACUAUUCUCUUGAAAUCCGUAACUUUAUCAAGUUUGAUCUAUCCCAUUAUGGUCACUCUGUAUACAUGAUCUUUGCACUUUCUAUGAGCAAGUCAAGAAGAGAGAGAGAAGUAAGUUUUGAAGCAUGAUCUAAUCAUAUAUUAUCUCCCUUUGCACUUAAAUUCUAUCAUAUGGCAAUAGUAUUAAACAAACAAGCAAGCUUUGUUCUUGGUGAUAACGGUACCGCUUCAUCUUAUCAUCCUCCAUACUUACCUGACCAUGAGAAGAGAAAGGCGUGCAGAAAGGCAGAUGAGAGUUGACAUGGCCAUUUCUUUUAUGACCACGUGGACAGAAGUUGGUGUUUAUUGACGUGGAUAGCAAAGGGACUGUUAGAUUGGAUCCUCUGCAAUUUAAGAAAACGCUCCUCCCUUGAGGUUUAAAAAAUAUAAUUAUAUAAUUCAUGUUCCGUGCUUGAUUGUACGUACAAUUUCAGGUCCCAAUGAUUACUUCAGCUUUGACAUUGGCAGGCAACAGAAGAGCAGCAGAGCAGAGCUGCCUAGCUCUCCUCCACUCUUGCAACAGCCUCCCAAAACUGACCCAAGUCCAUUCCCGCAUUCUCAAAUUAGGUCUCCAGAACAACCCAUUAGUUCUUACCAAGUUUACUUCAGCAUCCUCCAAUCUAAACGUUAUAGACUACGCUUCCUCCUUUGUAUUUUCACCCGAAUACGAUACCCGUAUUUACGAUGCUUUCCUAUUUAACACUGUAAUAAGAGCUUAUGCUCAAACUAACAAUUUAAAGGCUAAAGCAAUUGAUUUUUAUAAGCUUAUGCUUGAAUAUGGAGUUUUUCCCAAUAAAUUCACGUACCCCUUUGUUCUAAAGGCCUGUGCUGGUAUUGGGGAUCUGAAUUUUGGAAAGUCUAUACAUGGGUCGGUGUUGAAAUUCCAUUUUGGUGAUGAUAUCCACGUACAGAAUACUUUGGUUCACAUGUAUGGUUGUUGUAAAGGAGGGAUUGAGUUUGCUCGUAAGGUAUUUGAUGAAAUGUCAAGGUCUGAUUCCGUUUCGUGGAGCGCGAUGAUUGGUGGGUAUGCGCGUUUGGGAUUGUCGACUGAGGCAAUAGGUUUGUUCAGAAAGAUGCAGAUUUGUGGUGUUUGUCCAGAUGAGAUUACUAUGGUUUCGGUUUUGUCUGCUUGUACAGACUCAGGAGCGCUUGAGGUUGGUAAGUGGAUUGAAUCUUUUAUUGAGAAAGAUAGGGUUAGACAAAGUGUGGAAUUAUGUAAUGCGCUCAUUGACAUGUUUGCCAAGUGCGGUGAUGUUGAUAAAGCUUUAAAGUUGUUUAGAAACAUGGAUGAAAGAACUAUCGUAUCAUGGACUUCUGUGAUUGUUGGUUUGGCAAUGCACGGUCGUGGUUUGGAAGCUGUGGCUUUGUUUGAGGAGAUGAUAGAAGCUGGAGUGGCUCCUGAUGAUGUCGCCUUUAUUGGAUUGCUCUCCGCUUGUAGUCAUUCCGGAUUAGUUGACAAAGGCAGAGAGUAUCUUAAUUUAAUGAGAAAAGAAUUUGGCAUUAUACCUAAGAUUGAACACUAUGGAUGCAUGGUAGAUAUGUUAUGUAGGGCUGGAUUAGUUCAAGAGGCAUUUGAGUUUGUUCAAAAGAUGCCCAUUGAACCAAACUCAAUUAUCUGUCGAACCUUGAUUAGUGCUUGUUGUGCCCAUGGUGAACUCAAGCUCGGGGAGACUAUCACCAAGCGGCUAAUUGGAAAUGAACCUAUGCAGGAGUCUAAUUAUGUAUUACUUUCCAACAUAUAUGCAAAAAUGCUCAAUUGGGAGAAGAAAACCAAUAUUAGGGAGGUGAUGGACAAAAGGGGGAUGAGGAAGAUCCCUGGGAGCACUAUGAUUGAGCUGAAUAGCGAAAUUUAUGAAUUUGUUGCUGGGGAUAAAUCUCAUGAUCAAUACAAAGAAAUAUAUGAGAUGGUAGAUGAAAUGGGUAGAGAGACGAAAAAGGCUGGAUAUAUUCCUGCUACAUCGGAGGUGUUACUGGACAUUAACGAAGAAGACAAGGAAGAUGCUUUAAAUAGGCAUAGCGAGAAGCUGGCUAUUGCUUUCGCUCUUCUUAAAACACCCCCUGGAACUUCUAUUAGGAUUGUCAAGAAUUUGAGAGUUUGUGAUGAUUGUCAUUCUGCUACCAAGUUCAUUUCUAAGAUUUAUAAUCGAGAAAUAGUGGUAAGGGACCGGAACCGAUUUCACCAUUUCAAUGACGGAUUGUGCUCCUGUAGGGAUUUCUGGUGACAAACUGAUAAUGAAUUUCAGGAUUAUCGUUCCAUUUACUAUUCCAUGAUUUUCUUAGCUUGAGGUUUUCAUGAUGCUUUGAACCCAACUCAUGAUCAUUUACUAUAAUGGAUCAGCGUACCGGAGUCUGAGGUUGGCAGAAACAUUGACGAUUCUGUGCAAUUUGGGUCAACUUAACAAGUAUCCAGGCAGGGCAUGGAAUGCAAAAGAUUAUCUGAAAGUCAUAACAAGUACAUACAUUGUACCUUCCCAUGAACAAUUUCAGAUAUACUGCAGCUGGCAAGAGUUUAUCAACUCAUAAUCACAUUAUGCUUCCUUUGUAUCUUAUUCUUUGUGAAGGAGAUUGCUCUGGGAUGGAGAAAUAGUCUGUGGUGCUUCUGAGUUACUGUUGAGUAGCUUUUUUGUACAGAAAUCUGGUUCUGCUACUGCGCAAGCUUGUGAGUGGAGCUGCUCUGGUUUUUAGCAUUGUUAACUCUAUUCUAUCUUCUUAAAGAGAUGUUAAGAUCAUAUGCUUAUCUAAGUGCUGGCACAUCUACUAGGGAGAAAGUGACUCGAGAUGUGUUGAUAUUUGCUGAAUGGUGACAGAUGCAGCCUGCCUUGAGUGUUAAGCUUAUGAGAUAUCGUCGACAGAGGAUACAGUAGAUAAUGACUGGAGAAGUAACAAGGUUUGUCACGGUGAACAUUUUAUGCACUAAAUGUUUGAGACAUCUCAUAUUCGACUGUGGAGCAGAUAGUUAAAUGUCUUUGAACCUAAAAGUUCCGUAUUAUCAUUAGUUGAAGAGUAGAUAUCGACUGCAUUAACUCUGUUGAGUUUUUGCACACACAGAAUUUGGUCCUAUUUUACGGGGUCGAUGACCCAAAUACUCUUUCAUUAUAGACCCAGAAUACUGUACUACAUGCUCUAUGUCAAAGCAAACCACCGCCCAGACAAGACAUGUGCAAUUAUACUACAAGCUGGAAAGUAGAGCAAUUAUAUAUCAACCAUCAUUUUCAUUCAGUAACAAGUGUGAUGCUCUUCGGACUCGGUUUACUGUUGCUUUCAGAUGUGCAACUUGCCUUCCAGAAGCCGCUGAAUGAAUUUCCCACAGAAACCCGUUAAACUACUAGUAAGCUUUAGUUUGUUUUGUAAUUCAGCUAGCAACUGAGUGGUUAUCAUCUUUACUAUUGUUAGCACUGUGAUAUCCUUAUUACUUUGUGUUAUCCUUCUCUUUAUUAUCCCCAUUCAAUCUUUUCAGGGAUUUGGAAGUUAGUCAUCAAUUAUCUUGUAUAUAUUAUCAUGUCAAGAACUUGUAUAAUUAUAUUAUUUGCAAAUGAACAACAUUUCAUAUUCUCCAA